AUGCUGGAGGGUCCGGGUACCGCCGGCGGGGAGGGGGAUGGGGAGGGGGAUGGAGAGGGGCCCCCGUCCCCCCGGGAGGUCCUGCAGGCCUUGUGCCACGAGCUGAAGCUGGACAACAGCCGCGCGGCCGAAGCCGUGGAGGACUUCACCGCCAUCCGGGCCACCUACAGUCUGGAGGGAGAUGUCGUGCACUGGCUGGCGUGUGCUUUGUAUGUGGCGUGUCACAAAAGCGUCCUACCCACGGCGGGGAAGGGCGGCAUGGAAAAGAACUGCGUGUCGCUGACCAGGAUCCUCCGCUCCGCGAAACUCAGCCUGAUCCAGUUUUUUAAUAAAAUGAAGACGUGGAUGGACAUGUCCAACCUGCCUCAGGAAUUCCGCGAACGCAUGGGAAGGCUGGAGAGGAACUUCGAGGUGUCCACUGUGAUUUUCAAGAAAUUCGAGCCCAUUUUUCGGGACGUCUUUCAAAACCCGUACGAAGGACCCCGCAGGGUGCUGAGAAGCAAGAGGCAGAGACCGACCCCUGGCACUGCCGGCGAUCUCUUUAAUUUCUGCUGGACUCUGUUCGUGUACACCAAGGGCCACUUUCGUAGGAUUGGGGAUGACUUAGUCAACUCCUACCAUUUACUCCUCUGCUGCCUGGAUCUGACGUACGCCCUCGCCAUCUCGUGCUCCAACAGGCGGGAUCUGCUCAACCCCUCCUUCCGAGGCCUGCCCCCCAACUUCCACAGCACGAAGUUCAAGGCCCCUGCCAAGCCCCCCUGCGUCAUCGCCACCCUCUGCACCCUCCACGACGGGCUUCUGGUCGAGGCAAAGAGCAUCAAGGAGUACUACUUCAAGGCAUACAUGACCAAACUCUUCCGCAGGAAGAUUCUGAAAGGAGACCGCAUCCCGGAUCCCUCCAGCUUUGCAGAGAACAGCCAGGCGAUCAACAAAGCGUACGAAGAGUACGUGCUCACCAUCGGCGACUUCGACGAGAGGGUUUUCCUGGGAGCGGACGCCGAAGAGGAGAUCGGAGCCCCGGGUUGGCUGCCCAGGGAGCCGCCCACAGGCAGGCCGGGCGCCCGGGCUCACGGGGAGUGUCACUUCGAGCAGCAUUUCGAGAAGAAAGGAUGUCUCGCCCCCUCCACCCCGCUGACGGGCAGGCGCUACCUGCGAGGGAAGGAGGCGGCCAGCACACCCGUCGCUUCCGCGACGCAGAGCGUCAGCAAGCUGCAGGGCAUCGUGGCCGGCCUGAGGAACUCCCCCAGCGAGCAGCUUCUGAGCAUUUUUGAAUCCUGCUCCCGCAACCCCUUGGAGCGCGUGGCGAGCACUGUCAGCGCCAUCAGAGAGACCUUCUGUCACUGCUACACCUUGUCCACCCAAGAGCAGCCCGGCUCCCACAUCGAUUUUGCCGUCAAUCGCUUCAAACUGGCGGAGGUCUUGUACUACAAAAUCUUGGAGUCCAUACUGGUGCAGGAAAUGCGGAGGCUUCACGGGAUGGACAUGUCGGGUCUCCUGGAGCAGGACGUUUUCCACCGCUCGCUGUUGGCCUGCUGCCUGGAAAUCGUGCUGUCGGCCUACAGCUCCCCGCGCACGUUUCCCUGGGUACUGGACACCCUCAACAUCAAUUCCUUCUAUUUCUAUAAGGUCAUCGAGGUCUUGAUCCGGUCGGAGGAAGGACUGUCCCGCGACAUGGUCAAACACUUGAACCGCAUCGAGGAGCAGAUCCUGGAGAGCUUGGCCUGGGCCCGGGACUCGGCCCUCUGGGACGGCCUCCGGGCUUCCGACCUCGGGCCCCCCACCUGUGAGGACGUCAUGAUCCCCGCGAAUUUCGAGGCAGGAAAUGGAGGCGGCGGCCCAGGACAUCGCCCUUUGAUCCUGAUGCCUCCCAUCAUGCACCCCCGCGUCAAAGAAGUGCAGAUUGAUAGCGGGAAUUUGAGGAGAGGUCUGCGGCACCUGUCCCCCAUCUCGGCCCACGAGCGCUUCAACUCUCCGGCCGCCGGCAGCGCAAAGAGGAGGCUGUUUGGCGAGGCCGGCUCUGGGGAGAGGGCCCAGGCCCCCGCCAAAGGGACCAAGUUGACCAUCGGCCCCGCGCCCGGAACUCUUUCCAAAACCCUGGCCGUGGUACCCAGGAAGACCGUCAUCACCGGGGCGACGGAGCCGGGCCCGGCCGGGCCGAAGAUGACCAUGCCAUUGCACGGUAUUUCCAACCUGCUACCCGAGUCCAGGAAUUCGUGCCCGCAGCCCCCGACGGGCAGCCCGGCCCCGCUCACGGCCCAGGCGUUGAUGGGAGCGUCCCCGAAACACGCCCAGGCCGCCACGGCGCCGGAAGCGGGAGGAAGAGGAGGCGGAGGAGGAGGCAAGCCGAGGAGAACGGGGUCUGUGGCCCUGUUCUUCAGGAAGGUCUACCACCUAGCCAGCGUCCGCCUGCGGGACUUGUGCCUGAAGCUGGACGUGUCCAACGACCUGCGGAGGAAGAUCUGGACCUGCUUUGAAUUCACGCUGGUUCACUGCACCGACCUCCUGCGGGACCGCCACUUAGAUCAGCUCCUGCUCUGCGCCUUUUACCUCAUGGCCAAGGUGACGAAAGAAGAAAGGACCUUUCAGGACAUCAUGAAGAACUACCGGAACCAACCCCAAGCCAAUAGCUACGUUUAUCGGAGCGUCCUCCUGAAGGCCGGGCCCGGAGGAGCCACCUCAGGCGACGGAAGCACCAGUCAGGACGUGGAAAUGGUCGACUGUGAAACAGAGUUCCAGAGCACCCCAGCCAUGGGCGAAGCCCUGGGUUCUCCCACGCCGCCGGGAAAGGAGGAGAGAGGGGACAUAAUCCAGUUUUACAACGCCGUCUACGUCAAGAGAGCGAAAUCCUUCGCCCUGAAGUACAAUGUGUUGCCGCAGGAUCCCACCGUGGAAGCCCCGCCGCUGUCGCCCUUCCCGACGGCGAAGCAGCAGGCUCAGCCAGUGUCCCCGCGGCGGGUUUCCCAGCAUCACUCGGUGUAUGUGUCCCCCCACAAGAGCAGGGCCUGCCUCACCCCCAGGACCGCCCUGUUGUACCAGUUCCAGAAGAGCCCUUCCAAGAGCCUGAAGGAUAUUAACAACAUGAUCCAGCGAGGCGAGCCGAGGAGCAAGAAGCGAGCGCUCAGCAUCGACGGCGAGGCCGAUCGGUCCGCCAAGCGCCUCUGCCAGGAGAACGACGACGUGCUGCUGAAGCGCCUGCAGGACGUGGUCAGCGAGCGGGCUAACCACUGACCCGCCCUCCCCGUCGGGUUCCCCCUCAACCCGGUCGGGCCACCCGGACCACUCCGCACUGAUGCCCUCCCGCCGCGGGAGGUUGGCCUCCCCGGAGUCAGGCCGCCGCGGCCGGGCCCAUUAAGUGUCUUCCUUAAUUCGGGCUCUGGAGGGGAGGGAAAAAAAACCUGAGUGCGCCGGCUCUCGUCCCUCCCGGAUAUCCGUCUGCCUUGGCGGACGGGAGAAAGACGGAACCGGGAAGUCGCCCAGUCCAUCGGUGGUAUUUUUUGAGCGC
Molecule: messenger RNA, 3502 nt
Organism: Tachyglossus aculeatus (Australian echidna)
Lineage: Eukaryota; Metazoa; Chordata; Mammalia; Monotremata; Tachyglossidae
Gene: RBL1
Product: RB transcriptional corepressor like 1
Exons: 22
Coding region: 1-3228 (1075 amino acids)
Biological process (GO): cell differentiation; regulation of transcription by RNA polymerase II; negative regulation of G1/S transition of mitotic cell cycle
Cellular component (GO): chromatin; nucleus; transcription regulator complex
Molecular function (GO): RNA polymerase II transcription regulatory region sequence-specific DNA binding
Source: RefSeq, a predicted model, not a curated record